AGAAAUGCUGAGAUUGAAUGCACUUUUUUCUUACAAUGUCUUUUAAAAAUAUGAUGAGUGGUGAUGAUUCUUGUGGUGGUUCUAACCCUAUGGCACAAAUGAUGAAACAAUUUGGACAAGACAGGUCUUUACAAAGAGUAAGUGCGCUUUCAUAUAAGCAUGAAAAAAAAGAGACUUAGCUUUUAUGUAUAGGAUCAAUUCGCUGGACCUUCUCA
Gilbertella persicaria is the source of this 215-nucleotide messenger RNA. RefSeq lists its product as uncharacterized. The transcript has 2 exons. NCBI's taxonomy places the organism in Eukaryota, Fungi, Mucoromycota, Mucoromycetes, Mucorales, Choanephoraceae. The record is from RefSeq and is a predicted model, not a curated record. The coding region runs from base 18 to 179 and encodes 53 amino acids.